Molecule: messenger RNA, 747 nt
Organism: Microtus ochrogaster (prairie vole)
Lineage: Eukaryota; Metazoa; Chordata; Mammalia; Rodentia; Cricetidae
Product: granzyme C-like
Biological process (GO): proteolysis
Cellular component (GO): intracellular membrane-bounded organelle; cytoplasm
Molecular function (GO): serine-type endopeptidase activity
Source: RefSeq, a predicted model, not a curated record
AUGGCAGCAGUCCUGAUUCUCCUGACCUUUCUUCUGCUGCUUGGAGCUGGUGCAGAGGAGAUCAUCGGGGGCCACGAGGUCAAGCCCCACUCCCGCCCCUACAUGGCAUUUAUUGAAUUUGUGAAAGAUGAUGGCAGAAGUUAUAGAUGCGGAGGCUUCCUGGUAAAAGACAACUUCGUGCUGACAGCUGCUCACUGCAUGGGAAGCUCAAUGAAAGUCACUCUAGGAGCCCACAACAUCAGCAUCCAGGAGGAGACCCAGCAGACCAUCCCUGUGGCUAAAGCCUUCCCACACCCAGACUACAAUUUUAAGGAUGACUCCAGUGACAUCAUGCUCUUAAAGCUGGAGAGGAGGGCAAGGAGGACUAAUGCUGUGAGGACCCUCAGGCUGCCCAGGAGUAAUGUCCAUGUGAAGCCAGGGGAUGUGUGCUACCUGGCUGGUUGGGGAAUAGUGGCUCUAAAUGUUAAACUCCCAGAUACUUUGCAAGCGGUAGAGCUGACAGUCCAGAAGGAUGAGGAGUGUGAGUCCCGUUUUCCACAUAGUUACAACAAAGCUACUGCGAUCUGUGUGGGGGACCCAAAGAUCAAGCGAGCUCCCUGUAAAGGCGAUUCUGGAGGGCCUCUCGUGUGUAAAAACAGAGCUGCAGGCAUUGUGUCCUUCGCCGAUAAAAAAUGUUCAGCACCAGGAACCUUCACCAGAGUUUCAAGUUUCCUAUCCUGGAUAAAGAUAAUGAUAAAACAUAGCUAA